Molecule: messenger RNA, 912 nt
Organism: Morchella importuna
Lineage: Eukaryota; Fungi; Ascomycota; Pezizomycetes; Pezizales; Morchellaceae
Exons: 2
Coding region: 1-912 (303 amino acids)
Source: RefSeq, a predicted model, not a curated record
AUGAUACAUCAGGAACUACCUCAGCCUGGCGCAUCAUGGCACCACCAAUUUAUCGCCUCGACCAACGAUAUCGCCGCCGAUAUCCUGACGAAUCCGAUCGCCUGGCUGUGUGACACAGUCUUACUGGUUUCGCUCUCGUACUUUGUUCUAUUUCUACUCAACAGCCUUAUUAGUCUCCUGCUCUCUUUAUCUUGCCCGAGUCUCCCACACCUGGAGAAACAACAAAUCCAGAUACAAGUUCACAAGACCUUUUCCUUACCUCUAGUCUCUGCGGCGACUUGGAAUACUGGUCCUCUCCAAGCAGUUAUAUUCUUUGUAUUAUUUUUUCUGGUAGCCCAGAAGCAACUCUCCGUGCACCAUCGGCCGGGAGAGACGUCAUCCAUCAGGAGUGUUCUUUCAACUUUCAUGAUACCGCUCUUGUCACUCAUAAUCAUGGGUGGCUUUAUCGUUGUCGGCAUCAGCGCUUGGGGCCUUUUGGCCGGAAGAUGGUUUCAGCAGUUUCGCCCGGUGCGAAGGCUCGGCCAGUGGUUGGAGAUGCGGAGCGCCGCCGGCGGUCAAGAUCUUGAACGCGGGUGGGAGAGCGGUCUAAUCAGCCGUGGGCCCACUAGGAAAGCUAUCGAGGAGCCUGAGGUAUUGGGUUUCAGCGGCGUCAUGAUUGUUGUCGACCAGAAACCUGUGGCCCCUCCCGCCCCUAAACCCUCAGCGAUUGAGCUGGCACCAGCCGCGCCACGACACAUACCAGUGGAGAAAACAGUGAUUAUGGGACCGACUGCAGAAGAGAUAGAGGAGCUAAGAGCAGGGUGUAGGAGGAUAGAGGAUAUCAGGUCGAGGAUCCAGGGCCGAAUGGUGGAGAUGAAGGUAGAGAUUGAAAGAAUAGGUGGUGGUGGUGAUAGAUAUCGACCUGUGCCGUAA